GUCAGGUUGUUCAAAUUAUCCUUGAAAUGCAAGACCUCAAUCUUUUACAACAUUUGAAGAUGGUAUUAGACAUUCAGGGAAAUUUAAUUGAUCGCUACCAAAACAAAAUUGAUAUAAACGAAGCUGAAAAAAUCACUCUAAAAAAAGCUGUAGAAGAUGAAUAUGUUUCAGUGGAAUGUGCACAGAAUAUAUCAAUUUAUGGAACACGGUAUUUCCUCAAGUUCAAUCAGAUCUUAAAAGUGAAUGGUUGGAAAAUAUUUCCCUUGAAAGUCCAAUAUCAGUUGCUCUGCCCAGUACAAGAGGACGUGGAAAAUGUGCAAAAUUCCUAUCCGAGCAUUUGAUAUAUCUUCACAAUACUUUCCUAAUCAGAUGCAAAAGGGCAAUGCAUCUAUGUAAUGAAAUCACUGCAAUUGAUGUCCCACAGCUGCUUCCAUCACACUUUGUUAAGAUUAAUCCAGAAAAGGAUUUUCUUACUCUGAUUGAACUGCAUUCAUCAUAUAAUAUUGAAGUUGAUGAAACUGGAUGUCGUCAUCAUAUUAUUUCUUAUAACAUAAGUGCUCUAGAAAAACAGGCUCAAGAAUUAUUUUGCAUGUACAAGAAAAUGAUAAAUGUUGAGACUUUACCCUGCAUGAAAUAUCCACAAGAUAUUGGAAUUGGACAAGACUGGCAAGCUGUUGUUAGGAACACAGAAGAGCAAGUUCCUCUGCCUAUUAACAUCAUCAGAGUUCUUGAAGAAAUAAUUACCGAAAGUUCUCUCACUCAAAUAUGCGAUGCUGUGAGGAUAUUAACUCAUUCAAUCAAUUUUCUUGCAAAGGUAAAAUGUGACUGCUCUCGUUCACUUCUGGAAUAUUUGAGGAAGGAUUUGUUGUUUUAUGCUGACACGAAUUUGUUGCCAAAUUCAACUGAAAUUCGUCACACUUUAUCUCUCUACCAGUAUCUAACGUGGAAAAAAUUCGUACAUUUUGUUCAAAUUGGCAUAAAUCCGUAUCAAGAGGCUCUUUCUGGUGUCAAGCAAGAAAGUAUUCCUGAUAAGUUACAAGACGAAUUAUUGGAAGCUUUUGAAACCAUGAAUGUUGGUGUUCUACAGCAGCAAAUUAAUGAGCUUUUGAUACAAGCAAAUGAUUUGAAAUAUUGGGCAGAUUACAGCCUUGUGGAAGAUAUCCUGCCUUACCAUGAUUUUAUUGGAAAUGAAGAAAGUACAGAUUCAAGAUUCGAGAAAAUGUCGAAAGAUAUUUGCUUCAAGCACAUAUCACACCUCUUCGAACUUACUGUACGGUUCGCAAAGUAGAUAUUUUGUUCCUUGUCAAUCUACAGCAUCGUAACACUGUUCUCGUAAAUUUCUUGUGAAUAAUUGUCAAAAAGCAUCGACAAACCGCAUGAAUGAAUUUGUAUUCAAUUGCAAUACUGUAUGCAAUUGAACAUUGUUGUAAUUCUGCGGAGGCCACUAUAUAUCAGAUCGUGUUGCCACAGUUAUUUAGUAUUUUUCAUUAGUGUGCUUUGAGAAAAUGAAAUGUUAUUUCUCCGCAAGAAAAUUUAAUUAAUUAGUCAUUAGUGUAUCAAUUCAGUGUAUUAGUUCAUAGAUUAGCAUAUAUAUUAUUAUCCCCAUUUUAACUUUAUGUAUAUACCAAAUCAGACAUAUUUCAUAAUGCUCAUCUUUCCUAUUAUUCCCAUUUCAACUGUAUGUAUAUAUGUAAUUUUAUGUAUAUGUAACUAUUAUGUAUCAGACUGAUUUUCAUAAUGUUUAUCUUUGCUAUUAUCCCCAUUUUAACUUUAUGUAUAUACCAAAUUAGACUGAUAUUCAUAAUGCUCUGAAAUCACCAAUAGCAAUGAUUUUUCGUAUGUUCAAUGUAAAUGUAUUACUAUCAUUAUAUAGCUUCACGUGAUGAGCCAAUGGGGCACCUGGGUAUAGGCUAUUAUGUGUUUGUAUGAAUUAAUAUGUGCGGGUUCCGUUCAAUGUUCCGUUUUUUCUUCUGAUUACCACUGCUUACUACAGGGGUCGGCAACCUACGGCCAGCGGGCCGGAUCCGGCCCGCGGAGUGAUAUAAUCCGGUCCGCGGCGCUUCACUGAAUUAUAGAAACAAAACAGCCGUUUUGACGAUUACAUUC
Messenger RNA from Styela clava, 2106 nucleotides. NCBI's taxonomy places the organism in Eukaryota, Metazoa, Chordata, Ascidiacea, Stolidobranchia, Styelidae. The record is from RefSeq and is a predicted model, not a curated record.